CCCAGCAGAGGGGCCCGACCAGAGAUGUGGUGACGUCAACAGUUUGUUGCUCGGACGAGAAACAGCAGGGUUGGGUCUGCAAAAUUUUCUAAGCUAGUUUUCGUGUUUGUGAUAAUACCGAGCCUUCUGUAUUUACGUGGCCGGUAAACGUUGAGAAGCGGCUCUUUUUGUGUAUCAUGUAAGCUGGAUACUUUGGUUGGGGCGAAAUUGCAGGGACGCAAUCUGUCCAGGCAGUUUUGACGCAUUCAUUUUCCAGAGCGGAGCGCACACACACACACGUACACACACACUAUCUCUCUCACACACACACAGGCUGCGAAUGACCAUAGAGCCUGUUAGCACGUAGCGCACCUCGGCCAUAAAACGUAGCAAGUGGUUAUCGUCGGGGAUUAAAGCUAGCAGGCUCGCUAGCUGACGCCAAACCAGGCAUGGACGACAAGUCAUUCACCAAGGAGCUGGACGGAUGGAUUGAGCAACUCAACGAAUGCAAGCAGCUCUCAGAAAAUCAAGUCAAAGUCCUCUGCGAAAAGGCUAAGGAGAUCUUGACAAAGGAGUCCAACGUGCAGGAGGUGAGAUGUCCAGUGACAGUGUGUGGAGAUGUCCACGGUCAAUUUCACGACCUAAUGGAGCUGUUCAAGAUUGGGGGCAAGUCUCCAGAUACCAACUACCUCUUCAUGGGAGACUAUGUAGACAGGGGCUACUAUUCUGUGGAAACAGUCACACUUCUGGUAUCUCUUAAGGUAAGGUACCGUGAAAGAAUCACAAUUCUUAGAGGGAACCACGAGAGCAGGCAGAUCACGCAGGUGUACGGCUUCUACGACGAGUGCUUGAGGAAAUAUGGGAAUGCCAAUGUUUGGAAGUACUUCACAGACCUGUUUGAUUAUCUGCCCCUCACUGCGCUGGUAGAUAACCAGAUUUUCUGCCUCCAUGGAGGAUUGUCUCCUUCAAUAGACACACUGGAACACAUCAGAGCGCUGGAUCGCUUGCAGGAGGUUCCUCAUGAGGGUCCAAUGUGUGACUUGUUGUGGUCAGACCCAGAUGAUCGUGGUGGGUGGGGCAUCUCCCCCCGUGGUGCAGGUUACACUUUCGGGCAGGACAUCUCCGAGACCUUCAACCAUGCAAAUGGCCUAACUCUGGUCUCAAGAGCCCACCAGCUGGUGAUGGAGGGUUAUAAUUGGUGCCACGACCGUAACGUAGUCACAAUCUUCAGUGCACCAAACUAUUGUUACCGUUGUGGAAACCAGGCGGCAAUCAUGGAGCUUGACGACACAUUGAAAUACUCCUUCCUACAGUUCGACCCUGCUCCGCGCAGAGGAGAGCCCCAUGUGACCCGACGUACUCCUGACUACUUCCUGUAAAGACCCCAAUGCUUGAAAAGUUAACAGUCAACUGGAGGGAGUCCGGGAGAAUGGCAACAGGCUACACAGAGGUUUGAGAAAUGAAGCAUUCAUUACCCCACGGACCAAAAAUGUGUGCCAUAAUCACAAUGAAAUGGAAAAUGUCACAUUUAGCUAAGACCACCACCAUCCUUUCAAACUGUUUUUCCUCUCUGUGCAUGAUGUUUUUAUUGCUAGAAAUGAUUGUCAUGAACAAUACAGUCACAAUACCUGCUGGUUUUGUCAGGAAAAAUAUAUACGCAAUGAAUGAACUAAUGCUGAGAAUAAUGCCUAAAUGUAAGUAACUUUUGUGUUAGGAUGUUAAUGAUGACCGGAGUGUGUUGCCAUAUACAGUAUAUAAAGCUGCAUCUUUCACUUGGCAUGGCCUCAAAUCAAAGGUUGCAGUAAAUAUAAUGUGAAUUUUUUUUUUUUUUUUUUUUUUGGUUACUGAAGCGCAACAAUUUAUUUUGUGAAGUGAGAUCAUAGGGUUAGAUGUCGGAAAUAAAUUGUUCUCUUUGCACUUUUGUAUUUGAUUUUUAUCACAUGGCACUGACAAACUACAUUCUUUUUAUAUCCUAUUCUAGUGUAAGUAGCCCUCUUUUUUGCUCUGCUAUUAUGGGAGUUAAUGUAUUUACUUUCAGUAGGCAAUACUGGUACAGAUCAGUUGUAAAAAAAAAAAGAAAGAAAGAAAAACACAAUAAAUGUUUUGCGGCCCCGGCUAUAUCAAAUAAAGAUUAAACUUGCUUCGUCA
Myripristis murdjan (pinecone soldierfish) is the source of this 2127-nucleotide messenger RNA. RefSeq names its product serine/threonine-protein phosphatase 2A catalytic subunit alpha isoform. Lineage: Eukaryota; Metazoa; Chordata; Actinopteri; Holocentriformes; Holocentridae. The record is from RefSeq and is a predicted model, not a curated record. The coding region runs from base 429 to 1358 and encodes 309 amino acids. The transcript is spliced from 7 exons. Gene Ontology annotation, molecular function: protein serine/threonine phosphatase activity.